CAAAAAGAUGCUACAAAAGAACUAUUUCUUGAUGCAGAUAAACAAUAUCUUACUGCAAUAGACAAAUUAUUUAAUCUUGUUUGUGUGUCUGAUGAUUAUACAAAAGCUUUUAAGAUUCUUAAAAAAAUUAAAAAUGAAG
Molecule: messenger RNA, 139 nt
Organism: Racocetra persica
Lineage: Eukaryota; Fungi; Glomeromycota; Glomeromycetes; Diversisporales; Gigasporaceae
Source: the annotation of a GenBank genome assembly